This is a messenger RNA of Lichtheimia ornata, 804 nucleotides long. RefSeq lists its product as uncharacterized. Bases 1 to 804 code for a protein of 267 amino acids. The transcript has a single exon. The record is from RefSeq and is a predicted model, not a curated record. Lineage: Eukaryota; Fungi; Mucoromycota; Mucoromycetes; Mucorales; Lichtheimiaceae.
AUGGUACCAUCAUCACUGAUCUUUGCCAUCAUUCCAUUUUUUGCAUUCCUGCCACACAUAGCAUCUGCAGCAUGGGAUGUUGCUGUUGGAUGUGAAAGCCCAUGCAACGACACCACCAAGGACGCUAUUAUUCCAGGCACACGACUCAAUCUUCGAUCCACUGGUGUCCCUGACAACGUUCAAAUCUAUACUGUGUUCUUGGAGUGGGGAUUACCGGAUACUUACCGUGAUGGCAUGCAAAUCGUUGCUAUGGACCAACCCGUUGCAGCUGAUCGCACUGCCAGCAUCAAUGUACCAAUACCACCAAAUGCUCCAGCAGGCGAUUAUUACUUCCUCAAGCUUACAUCUCACGAUUAUGACACCAAAGCCUUUGUUGGGCCAUUAAAAAUCGGCUCAAGGGCACCCGUUUAUGUUCCACCGCGUCAAGAAAAUUUUACAGUACAGCUUGGUUGCUAUGCUACCAAAUGCCAUGACAACAACACCAUCUACAUUGGUGAGACCGUAAUGGCCAAAUGGACCAAACCAUCUGAAGGCUCGCCCAAUACGAAAAACUUUCAUUUCAACCUUUGCUGGGGCCUUGAGGAAUUGGUCAAUGAUCUCUGGGUUGGAUGCCUGAGUUUAUCUGGAGGCAUCAAAGUAACAGGGGACUCAUCCAUUGACCUGGCUCCAUCUGGUGUCAAUGUUACCAUCCAAGAAGGCAUUGCUCCUGGAAGUUCUUAUUACUUGAAAGUUUCUUAUUUCGAUGGCAGUUCGCAAGGUCCUUCAGCAAGUGUUGGCCCUUUUACAAUUGCAUCUUCUGGUUAA